Messenger RNA from Echinops telfairi (small Madagascar hedgehog), 2647 nucleotides. RefSeq names its product solute carrier family 26 member 6 (gene SLC26A6). Gene Ontology annotation, molecular function: chloride transmembrane transporter activity; secondary active sulfate transmembrane transporter activity; oxalate transmembrane transporter activity. Gene Ontology annotation, cellular component: membrane. The record is from RefSeq and is a predicted model, not a curated record. The transcript is spliced from 22 exons. NCBI's taxonomy places the organism in Eukaryota, Metazoa, Chordata, Mammalia, Afrosoricida, Tenrecidae. Gene Ontology annotation, biological process: transmembrane transport. The coding region runs from base 200 to 2407 and encodes 735 amino acids.
CCUUAAGAUCGGCCGCCGCCGGUCCGCUACCCGGUCAUGGGCCCUGCAGAAGCGCCGGGGCGCUGCCCCUCCAGCGGCGAGGGAUGGGGCGAGAGCCGGCGCCGCGCCGCGCGAGGGCUGGCCGGGGCGGCUGCGUGCGGAGGAGCCCUGGUGCAGGAGACCGAGGGACACACAGGCACUGUUGUCUGCAACGCAGACCAUGGAGCUGCGGAGGCGAGACUACCACGUGGAAAGGCCACUGCUGAACCAGGAGCAGCUGGAGGAGCUGGGGCAUUGGGGCCCAGCGCCCCCGACCCGCCAGUGGCGGAGCUGGUUUCAGUGCUCUCAUGCCCGGGCGCGCACCUUACUGCUCCAAUACCUCCCUGUUCUGGCCUGGCUGCCCCGGUACCCCGUGCGUGAGUGGCUUCUAGGUGACCUGCUGUCUGGCCUGAGUGUGGCUAUCAUGCAGUUACCGCAGGGCCUGGCCUACGCCCUCCUGGCUGGACUGCCUCCCCAGUAUGGCCUCUAUAGCUCCUUCUACCCAGUGUUCAUCUACUUCCUGUUUGGCACUUCCCGGCACAUCUCUGUGGGGACCUUUGCUGUCAUGUCUGUGAUGGUGGGCAGUGUAACAGAAUCCCUGGUCCCGGAUGAAGCCAACCCUCAGGCCCCAAACUCCACAGUCAACGAGACGGAUGCAGAUGCUUUCCGGGUGCAGGUGGCCUCCACGCUCAGUGUCCUGGUCGGUCUCUUCCAGGUGGGCCUGGGUCUAGUCCACUUCGGUUUCGUGGUCACCUACAUGUCCGAGCCUCUGGUCCGUGGCUACACCACGGCGGCGGCUGUGCACGUCUUGGUGUCCCAGCUCAAGUAUGCGUUUGGCCUUCAUCUGAAAAGCCGCCCGGGGCCACUGUCCCUCAUCUUUACAGUGCUGGAGGUCUGCUGGCGGCUGCCCCAGAGUGUGGUCGGCACCGUGGUCACCACGCUCGUCUCAGGCCUGGCGCUCGUGCUGGUGAAGCUGUUGAAUGACAAGCUGCAGCAACACCUGCCCAUCCCGCUGCCCGGAGAGCUGCUCACGCUCAUCGGGGCCACAGGCAUCUCUUACGGUGUGAACCUGAACACCACAUUUGGGGUCGACAUCAUGGGCACCAUCCCCACCGGGCUGGAUCCCCCAGUGGCUCCCCGCCCUGAGCUGUUCCCCAAGAUAGUGGGAAACGCCUUCACCAUUGCCGUGGUUGGGUUCGUCAUAGCCAUCUCUCUGGGGAAGAUCUUCGCCAUGAGGCACGGCUACCACGUGGAUAGCAACCAGGAGCUGGUGGCCAUUGGCCUGAGUAACCUCAUCGGGGGCUUCUUCCAGUGCUUCCCCAUCAGCUGCUCCAUGUCACGGAGCCUGGUUCAGGAGAGCACCGGGGGCAACACGCAGGUGGCCGGAGCUACCUCCUCCCUCCUCAUCCUCAUCAUCAUCCUCAAGCUUGGGGAACUCUUCCGAGACCUGCCCAAGGCAGUCCUGGCCGCCAUCAUUCUGGUGAACCUGAAGGGCAUGCUGCUGCAGGUGAAGGACGUAGGCUCCCUCUGGAAAACAAACCGAGUGGACCUGCUCAUCUGGCUGGUGACCUUUGUGGCCACCAUCCUGCUGAACCUGGACCUGGGCCUGCUGGUUGCUGUGGUCUUCUCUCUGCUGCUCGUGGUGGUCCGCACGCAGCUACCCAAGUACUCCAUCCUGGGGCAGGUGCCAGGCACGGAUGUUUACAGAGACGUGGCAGAGUACCCAGAGGCCAAGGAGGUCCCUGGCGUGAAGAUCUUCCGCUCCUCGGUCACCAUGUACUUUGCCAACGCUGAGCUCUUCAGCAACGCACUGAAGCAGAGGUGUGGAGUGGACGUCGACUACCUCAUCUCCCGGAAGAGGAAGCUGCACCGGAAGCAGGAGCAGAAGCUGAAGCGACUGCAGAAGCAGCAUUCCCACAGACAGGCUGCCGCUUCCAACGGCACCUCCUUCUCCAUCAGCGUCAACAAAGGCCUGGAGGCCAACGAGCUGAGCACGGUGGACUCGGUCAAGCAGGCCAGCACAGAGGAUGGGACAGUGGCCACUGUUGAAGAAGAGGCCAAGGUCCCGGACACGUCCUCCCUGAAGGCCCUGGGCCUGCCACAGCCCAGCUUCCACAGCCUCAUCCUGGACCUGAGCGCCUUUUCUUUUGUGGACACCGUCUGCCUUAAGAGCCUCCGGGGUAUUUUCCGAGAGUUCCGGGAGAUAGAGGUGGAGGUGUACUUGGCCGCCUGCCACAGCCCCGUGGUCACCCAGUUUGAGGCCGGGUGCUUCUUCGAUGCAUCCAUCACAAAGCAGCAUCUCUUUGCCACUGUCCACGAUGCCGUCACCUUUGCCCUGCAGCGUCCAGGUUCCAGAGCCUCCAACCCUGACUUGGCCACCAAGUUCUGACCUUUCUGCUGGACACUGCCUGCCUCUGAAAGGUGUGACGGGGAGCCAGCCCGUGUGAUGCCCCCACCCCUAGGCCACCUCCAGGUGCCACCCAGGUGUCCCCUUUGUGCACUUGCUCACACUCACACAUCUCAGGGAUGGAGGUCCUGGGUCCUGGAGGCAGGCUGGCCCCGGCUGUGGUCAGGGUCGGGCAGGGCUGACAUGAAUUUGAACCUCAAGAAUAAAGGUUGAUUUGCCCCA